Molecule: messenger RNA, 1605 nt
Organism: Haliotis rubra (blacklip abalone)
Lineage: Eukaryota; Metazoa; Mollusca; Gastropoda; Lepetellida; Haliotidae
Product: arylsulfatase B-like
Exons: 14
Coding region: 58-1497 (479 amino acids)
Source: RefSeq, a predicted model, not a curated record
UAGAAGUCUAUAUUGGCAGAUAAAAGGGGCAGUUUAAUUCAUGUUGAGUAAGCCAACAUGAUGGAGGUUCGGCUUCUCCUUGCUCUGUUCCUGUUUUUCUUAUCGUUGUCAUCGGCACAACGUCCUAAUAUCGUAUUUAUUGUGGCAGAUGAUUUAGGAUGGAAUGACCUUGGUUUCCGGAAUCCUGACAUGAUAACCCCAAACAUCGACAAACUGGCCACAGAGGGAAUCAUCUUCGAUAAUGCAUACGUCCAGCCUCUUUGCAGCCCAUCCCGGACCGCCUUUAUGAGUGGAAUGUAUCCUUUCCAUGCAGGCAUGCAGCAUAUGGCACUGAAACUUGACCAAAAAGUGUGUGUGCCCCUCAACUUCACAUUCCUCCCCCAGGAACUAAAGAAACUCGGCUAUGCUACGCACAUAAUUGGAAAAUGGCAUCUUGGUUAUUGUAAGUGGGAGUGCACUCCAACGUACCGAGGCUUCGACACCUUCUUUGGUUAUUAUAAUGCCGGUGAAGACUACUUCAGCCACAGCAUCAGGGAUUACUUGGACUUCAGGGAUAAUAAAACCCCUGCAAGAAAUUAUUCUGGAGAAUAUUCUGCUAACACAUUCGGCCUGAGAGCCGUUGACAUCAUCCAUCGUCACAAUGUAUCACAGCCGUUGUUUAUGUACCUCCCGUAUCAAAGCGUGCAUGGUCCAAUUGAGGUGCCAAAAAAGUACGAGGACAUGUAUCCGAACGUGAUCAAUGAAGGGCGAAGAAAGUACAGCGGAAUGGUGUCUGCACUCGAUGAGGCAGUAGGGAAUGUUACCAAAGCAUUGAAGGAUCGGGGCUUGUUUGAAAAUACUCUGAUUCUAUUCACCGCAGAUAAUGGAGGCCCCAUCGAAGCGUACGCUAACAACUGGCCUCUGAGAGGAGGGAAGUACACGAUCUGGGAGGGGGGCACGAAGGGGGCAUCCUUCAUGUAUGGUGCAGGGCUACAGAAAACUGGGACGACAUACGAUGGAAUGAUCCACGCUGUCGACUGGAAGCCCACUUUGGUAUCUGCUGCUGGUGGAACUCCGGAAACUACCAUUGAUGGAAUCAGUCAGUGGGAGUCUAUUCGAAAUGGCCUCCCCUCUUCAAGGACAGAGUUCAUCUACAACAUUGAUUACUUUGAAGCUGCAUUCGAAGGGCAUGCUGGAAUAAGAGUAGGAGACUACAAACUAAUCCUGGGGUAUCCUGGAGCUUUUGACGGCUGGCACAAGCCAAUGAACAGCACGGAGGAUGAAAUCUUUGAGGAACCAGUACACUACACGGGAGAUGAACCUGUCCAGCUGUUUAACGUUCGAGAGGAUCCUACUGAGCACAACAACCUUGCAGACAAAACGCCGGACAUAGUGGCAAAGUUGCGAGCCAGGUUUGAGGAGUACAAGAAAACGAUGGUGCCAGCCAAUUAUCCCGAAGGAGAUCCUGCAUCUGACCCAAGCAAUUUUGGAGGUGUUUGGAGCCCAGGAUGGUGCUAGAUAGACAGAUUUAUGUCAAGAUAGAGACCAUACCGUACUGCUUAAACUGUACUUUGUUUGCACAUAAUAAACAAUAUUUUGUCACAAAUCCACAUUAAUCAUACUUCA